Molecule: messenger RNA, 1589 nt
Organism: Cynocephalus volans (Philippine flying lemur)
Lineage: Eukaryota; Metazoa; Chordata; Mammalia; Dermoptera; Cynocephalidae
Gene: RAD18
Product: RAD18 E3 ubiquitin protein ligase
Exons: 13
Coding region: 1-1506 (501 amino acids)
Biological process (GO): protein monoubiquitination; DNA damage tolerance
Cellular component (GO): Rad6-Rad18 complex; nucleus
Molecular function (GO): single-stranded DNA binding; ubiquitin protein ligase activity
Source: RefSeq, a predicted model, not a curated record
AUGGACUACCCCCUGGCUGAGCCUCGGUGGCCUCCGGGCCUGGGAGUCAUGAAGACAGUAGAUGAUUUGCUGCGGUGUGGAAUUUGCUUUGACUAUUUCAACAUUGCAAUGAUUAUUCCUCAGUGUUCACAUAACUACUGUUCUCUCUGCAUAAGAAAAUUUCUGUCUUAUAAAACUCAAUGUCCAACUUGUUGUGUGGCAGUCACAGAGCCGGACCUGAAAAAUAACCGUAUAUUAGAUGAACUGGUAAAAAGCUUGAAUUUUGCACGGAAUCAUCUGUUGAAGUUUGCUUUAGAGUCACCACCCAUAUCUCCUGCCUCUUCCUCUUCAAAGAACCUUGCUGUCAAAGUACAUACUCCUGUAUCCUUCAGACAUUCUUUGAAGCAGGGAAGCAGGUUAAUGGACAGUUUCUUGAUCAGAGAAAUGGGUGGUUCUACAUCAGAGUUGAUGAUAAAAGAAAAUGAAAGCAAAUUCAGCCCUCAAAAAGAGGCAAGCACUGCUGCAGAGACCAAAGAGGCACGUUCUGUAGAGAAGAUGACUCCAGGCUCCUCAGAUGCUAGUUGUCCUGAGACACCCUCUACAUCUGCUUUGAAACAAGUUACUAAAGUGGAUUGUCCUGUUUGUGGGGUUAACAUUCCAGAAAAUCACAUUAAUAAGCACUUAGACAAUUGUUUAUCACGUGAAGAGAAGAAGGAAAGCCUCAGAAGUUCUGUUCACAAAAGGAAGCUGCUGCCCAAAACUGUAUAUAACUUGCUGUCUGAUCGUGAUUUAAAGAAAAAGCUAAAAGAACAUGGAUUAUCUGUUCAAGGAAAUAAGCAACAGCUCAUUAAAAGGCACCAAGAAUUUGUACACAUGUACAAUGCCCAGUGUGAUGCUUUGCAUCCUAAAUCAGCUGCUGAAAUAGUUCAAGAAAUUGAAAGUACGGAGAAGACUAGGAUGCGUCUUGAAGCUAGUAAACUCAAUGAAAAUGUAAUGGUUUUUACAAAGGAGCAAACAGAAGACGAAAUAGAUGAAAUUCAUAGUAAAUAUCGUAAAAAACAUCAGAAUGAAUUUCAGCUUCUGGUGGAUCAGGCCAAAAAAGGAUACAAAAAAACUGUUGGGAUGUCAAAAAAAACAGUAACAAGAAAAGAAGAUGAAUCUACAGAAAAGCUAUUAUCUGUAUGCAUGGGACAGGAAGAUAAUAAAAUGGAAUUCUCGGAUAUGACUUCAGUAACAAACCACCUUCCAAAGUUGAAGCUGUGUUCCCCAGAGAAAUUGGAGCCUGAUAAACCAGAUGAUUCUUCUAGUUGUACUGAUAUUCUAGAAGCUCUUUCUUCACCAGAAUCAGAUUCAUGCAAUAGUUCCAGUUCAGACAUCAUAAGAGAUCUUCUAGAAGAAGAGGAAGCCUGGGAAGCAUUACAUAAAAACGACCUUCAAGACACAGAAAUAAGUCAAAGACAGAAUCGCCGCACAAGAGCCCCUGAAAGUGCUGAGAUUGAACCAAGAAAUAAGCGUAAUAGGAAUUAGUGUGGACAUCUGCUGACUUGUCCAAUGCAGUGGUCAGAAUAUGGUACUUUUGUUGCCAUAUAUACUUUUCAUAUUUAUAAAUG